CCUCCUUCAACGCUCCCGCAAGACGUCGUACCAUGGCUUACGACGAGCAUGCUGACAUUCUCGGCGGCCCCAUCUUGCAGAUACCAAAUACUGGUAUUCUGGGUCAAUGGUCCCAGUACUCGAUUCUAUUCAGGGCUAGUCUCAUCCUAGCACUUGGCCUAUUGGUAUCCCUCAUCUCACUACGCGCCUGGGACAUAUGGAAAAAAAAUCAGGAAUUGGGUUACAGAAAAGCGAUGCGUCGCAAACAUGGAAUCCCAGACUCGGACUGUCGUCCCUUUGCUGUAGCAUAUGCUGCGGCCACCCGGGCGCGCGCUGAACGUGAGGCUCAGGACAGACUACAGGCUAAUAACGUCACGGAAGACCCUCCGGUGAUAAAUAAUCAGGUUCCGUUGCCAGACGUGCAUGGUUUGAGGCGAAGGGCGGCCGAACCUGCCACAUGUUAAUCAACUCCCUGCUACAAGACGUACCAUUUCUGGCUUUGAUCACAAGCCCAAUGGAUUUGACUUUGCGCACCGAUAUAAUCCCCGACUUCGGGAUGGCCUCCUGCCCCUCUCACGCGAGUCCCUAACGUCUGGGAAACGUUCAUCCUAUCGUCGUGCUAGCAGAAAGGAUCUCGGUUUCGACACGAAUGCGGCA
Suillus subalutaceus is the source of this 636-nucleotide messenger RNA. RefSeq lists its product as uncharacterized. The transcript has 3 exons. The coding region runs from base 33 to 443 and encodes 136 amino acids. The record is from RefSeq and is a predicted model, not a curated record. Lineage: Eukaryota; Fungi; Basidiomycota; Agaricomycetes; Boletales; Suillaceae.